Desarmillaria tabescens is the source of this 2432-nucleotide messenger RNA. RefSeq lists its product as uncharacterized. The transcript is spliced from 19 exons. The annotation marks the transcript as partial. Gene Ontology annotation, biological process: double-strand break repair via nonhomologous end joining; interstrand cross-link repair. The record is from RefSeq and is a predicted model, not a curated record. Lineage: Eukaryota; Fungi; Basidiomycota; Agaricomycetes; Agaricales; Physalacriaceae. Gene Ontology annotation, molecular function: damaged DNA binding; 5'-3' DNA exonuclease activity.
CGCGUCGAGUAUCCCCUGGCUGCGCGCAAUGCCACCCGGAACGCCUACAACUCAUUUCUGGUUGAAUACCCUACCAUACGCCUUUAUCUUCUCACCCACACCCACUCGGACCAUAUUAAACUGAUUUACUGUUCACACGACUCGAAGGAAAUGCUGCUAAGGCACGAAGUAUACAAAGAGCGUGCUCUACACGGUGCCGAGUUGCGGGCGGAGAAACUGAGAACGUAUGGACAUCUGAAAAUUGACCCCCUGGUUGGCAAGGACGGUGAGGUGUACCACCAAGGCUCUAGGGACUUGUUGAAAGUUAUGCCCCUCAACAGCCCUGUUCAUAUUGAGCUUGAUGCCGAAAACUCGGUAACCGUCACUGCAAUUGACGCAAAUCAUUGUCCGGGCUCGGUUAUGUAUCUCAUCGAAGGCACAAAAGGAGCCGUUCUUCAUACAGGGGACAUUCGUGCAGAGUCUUGGUUUCUGGAAUCGUUGAAGCGCAAUCCAUUUUUGCAGCCUUAUUUUUCAACCUCCGGAGGCACAAGGAGCAACAUAAUUAAACCACUCGAAGCAAUAUAUCUCGACACUGCCUGCGUAAUGAAUAUUGAGGAGGUUCCCACCAAGGAAAAUGCUGUCGAUAGUCUCGUCGCCCUUAUGCAGCUUUUACCGGAAUCGACCCACUUUUUCAUCAAUUCCUGGACUUGGGGCUAUGAGGACGUCCUGAAAGCUGUCGCUCGUGCAUUUGAUUCUCGCAUUCAUAUGGACAGGUACAAACAUGCGAUUUAUUCGCAUCUCGCGAACGAUCCCCUACUACGCUCGAUUUGCACACGCGAUGCAGGCUCGACUCGUUUCCACGCAUGUGAGCGAUUUGAACGGUGCGAAUACGUUGAUGUCCCUGCAAAUCGUCCCCUUGCUGUAAGCACGAGUGGGAACCCAGUGGUAUACAUCAAUCCCGUGAGUACGAUGAACGAGGAACAAUGGACUGCGUACCAGCAUAACACUAGGCUACGCAUCGUGGAACAAGAGGAACCUGUAACUUGUUUGCUGGUGCCUCUCGCUCAGCUACAGCGAUUUGUUUCACUUUUCCGCCCGAAGACCAUCAUUCCGAAUACUCUUGAUCCUUCCCUGAAUGGUCUUGACUGGACUGGAAUCCGUAAUGUCUUCUCCAGCUGCCUUUCUAGCCGCGAGUCUUCGACGCCUGCAGGUGAUCAUGACAUACGUCCUCUGAGCGACCUAUCCAUGAUGAAGACGGAGUUGAUGUUGCCCAUAAGAACCUGGUGGGAGACCAAGCCGAAGAGGCUGCGAACAAAUGGGCGGAUGAAGAAUCUCAGGGCUACGAUUCCAGUUCAGAUGCAGAUGAUGAGCGAGGCAAAACUGCUCAUCGGCUCUUUGCGCAUCAGGCAGGAAUCCAGCUGGUGGAAUCACAGCUUCCUUCUCCCACCUCAUCCUUCACUGCGGUCAAACAUGCACUCGAUCCGUCUCCGUCGUCCGCUGAACGCCCUGCCAAAAGGCCAAGAUUUGAAGAACCUGAACCGAAAGCCCAACCAUCUAUACCUCAACCUUCGUCCUCUCGUUUACCUCCUUCAAGGCCGGCUUAUACCUUCCGCGGAAGGAAGCCGAUACUGGAUGAGCCGUCUGAUGAUGAUUCGUCGGAUGAUUCAGCAGAUGAACGUGGACGUACGGCUCAUUUUCUGUUCGGGGGAGCGUGAGCCUCAAGAAGCACAGUCCGAAAUUCCUUUGCUUGAAAUUCAAAAUGUUAUGCAAGAUAAAGAUCCUCUCAAAACCCCGACGACGGCGAAGCCUCAUGUACAUUCAAUUGAUCCCAUCACUCCUCAACGACCCUUACAACGAACAAGACGAGGUUCAAGUCCUACCAAAGAAGUACCAGAGUCUCCUCAAUCGCCAGUGUUGUCCCCUAUCAACAUAUCAUCAACAAAUCAACAGCUCCCGAACAACUUGCAGAAAAAGCCAUCAGCGCGCAACGCCGAUGGGGAUACCAUCAGCGGGCAAAUCAGAAGAGUUACGCAAUCCUCACCGUUGGAUAGCCCUGUCAAGAGGCGGCGUACAGCACCUUUCUUCAAAACCUCAACACCAGAAGCAGCCCAACUAGCCGAACGUAUUCGACUCGCAGAGCGAAUCUCAAAGUCCAAUCCAGAACUACUGAAAUUGAAGAGUCGACAUUUGCAGAUGGAGUGGCGUGCUCAGCAAUGGAGGGAAUAUGAUGAAAAGUUGAGAGAACUCGCAAAGAACGAAAGGAUAAAGAGGGGCAUUGAGGAGGCGAUGAAAAAGAACGAGAAAGUGUCAACGGCACUGCCAAUGCUUAUGUGUACGGCGACAGAAAGCCAGUUAGAGGAUAUGGAUCCGCGAUACAUGUUUUAAGUGUCGCGUCGCCUGUUUGAUGGCCACGGGUUGUUGGAACGUAGAUAACUUAUUAUUAUAACAGAACC